CGCUCCGCCCGCGGCUGCCCCCGGCACCUCCCCACGCCCCCCCGGCCGGGGCGCGGCUAUAAGGAGCGGCGGGCGCGGAGGAGGCGCUCGGCGGCGGCGCGGAGCGGCGGGCGCGGCAGCGGCUGCAGGUCUGGGGACAUUGGUGGCAGCAUGCGCCUGCUGCGGGCCCUGCUGUGCCUCUGGCUGCUGGCCCAGGUGGCCCUGGCUUCCCGGGUACGCACCCGCCGGGAGCUGGCCCCCGGCUUGUACGAGCAUGGGGUCUACGAUGCCGGUGGGUCCUACUGCCAGCAAGGGGACGUCUGCUGCCACGGCCGCGACGACGGCUGCACCGUGCCCUACCACGACACCCUCUGCUACUGCGACCUUUUCUGCAACCGCACCGUCUCCGACUGCUGCCCUGACUUCUGGGAAUACUGCCUGGGCAUCCCGGCCCCCUUCCCUAAAGCCCCAGGCUGUGCCCGCGCCAGCCGCAGCUACCCUACUGGAGCCACCUACCAGGAGAACUGCAACCUGUGCACCUGCAGCCCCAACGGGCAGUGGCAGUGUGAAGACCAUGCCUGCCUGAUGGAUGGGGAGCUGAUCGAUGCCAUCAACAAGGGCAAUUAUGGCUGGAGAGCCGCCAACUACAGCCAGUUUUGGGGCAUGACGCUGGAGGAUGGGAUCCGGCACCGCCUGGGCACGUUCCGGCCCUCUCCCACCGUCAUGAACAUGAACGAGAUGCAGAUGAACAUGGACUCCAACGAGGUGCUGCCUCGCCACUUCGAUGCAGCCGCGAAGUGGCCGGGGAUGAUCCACGAGCCCUUGGACCAGGGCAACUGCGCUGGUUCCUGGGCCUUUUCUACGGCGGCUGUCGCCUCGGACCGCAUCUCUAUCCACUCCAUGGGACACAUGACACCCGCCCUGUCACCCCAAAACCUCCUGUCCUGCGACACGCGCAACCAGCGGGGCUGCAGCGGAGGGCGGCUGGACGGCGCCUGGUGGUACCUCCGCCGGCGAGGGGUGGUGACGGAUGAGUGCUACCCCUUCACCAGCCAGGAGAGCCAGCCGGCGGCACAGCCCUGCAUGAUGCACAGCCGCUCCACGGGCAGGGGCAAGCGGCAGGCGACCGCACGCUGCCCCAACCCCCAGACCCACGCCAACGAGAUUUACCAGUCCACCCCUGCCUACCGCCUCUCCUCCAGCGAGAAGGAGAUCAUGAAGGAGCUGCUGGAGAAUGGCCCCGUGCAAGCCAUCCUGGAGGUGCACGAGGAUUUCUUCAUGUACAAAAGCGGGAUCUAUCGGCACACACCAGUGGCUGAGGGGAAGGGGCCGAAGCACCAGAGACAUGGGACCCAUUCGGUCAAAAUCACCGGGUGGGGAGAAGAGCAGUUGCCUGAUGGCCAGAUCCAAAAAUACUGGACCGCAGCCAACUCCUGGGGCACAGCGUGGGGCGAGGGCGGCCACUUUCGCAUCGCCCGCGGCGUCAACGAGUGCGAGGUGGAGACCUUUGUGGUGGGCGUCUGGGGCCGCGUCAGCAUGGAGGACAUGCCCCACAAGUGACCCCCCCACAGCCCUCCCACCCCGGGGCCCCCCAGCCCUGCAGAUGUCCUUGUCCCCACGAUGGCCCUGCCCAGCACCGCAGCCCCUCCGUCCCCUCCUGGGGGUACCCGUGGGGUGGGACACCCCCCUCCCCUGCCACGCAGCCCUGUGCCGCCAGCCAAGGGCAUGGGACUGUCCCCUGGGUCCCCAUCCCUGGGGGCUGCGUGCCCCCCCUGUGCUGACGUGGCGGCUGGGUGCAGCGGUGCGUGCACGGGGCAUGUGGCCGGGGGUGCCCGUGGGAUUUACCCGCUAAUCCCCCCGCCCCGGGCUCGGCUCGGCUUCGGUGGCUGCCGGGGGCUCUUCAAAGCUGGCUGCUCCCCCCCGGCCCCAGCCAGCACUGGGGGCUUCACCCCCCCUCCCCCCCCUGCUGCUGGCACGUGUGUGGGGCUGGGGGCACACUGCUGGGACCCCCAGGGAUCCUGCCCCCCCUGAGCUGCUGCCCCCCCCCCCCCCCCCCCCCGGCCGCCCUGGAGCCAGAGGAGUGAAAUAACCCAGCGGUGCCGGGGGGGUUCACCAGUGCCCCCCAGGGCUGGGUGUUGGCGCUGGGGGUCAGGAGGGUGCCCCCACUGUCCCCCCUGCCCCUUCCUAUGGUGCUAUGGCCCCUACCACCCCCUCUGGGGACUGUGGGGAUGGGGGGGGGGGCGCGGGGCUCAGCCCUGCAGUGUCCCCGUCCUGGUGGGGCCACAACUUGGGACCACACAUCAGCAGAGUCUGACCCCCCCCCGCCCCCGACCUCCCCCAGGGCUGUACUUUUAAGACUUCGUAUUUAUUUUGCUUUUUAUUAUUUGUAAAUAAACUUAUUGAAGCCUGA
This is a messenger RNA of Falco peregrinus (peregrine falcon), 2389 nucleotides long. RefSeq names its product tubulointerstitial nephritis antigen like 1 (gene TINAGL1). Lineage: Eukaryota; Metazoa; Chordata; Aves; Falconiformes; Falconidae. Gene Ontology annotation, molecular function: cysteine-type peptidase activity; peptidase inhibitor activity. Gene Ontology annotation, biological process: proteolysis. Gene Ontology annotation, cellular component: lysosome. Bases 151 to 1539 code for a protein of 462 amino acids. The transcript has 12 exons. The record is from RefSeq and is a predicted model, not a curated record.